Molecule: messenger RNA, 3399 nt
Organism: Diospyros lotus (date-plum)
Lineage: Eukaryota; Viridiplantae; Streptophyta; Magnoliopsida; Ericales; Ebenaceae
Product: putative calcium-transporting ATPase 13, plasma membrane-type
Exons: 1
Coding region: 62-3103 (1013 amino acids)
Biological process (GO): calcium ion transmembrane transport
Cellular component (GO): intracellular membrane-bounded organelle; membrane
Molecular function (GO): P-type calcium transporter activity; ATP hydrolysis activity; ATP binding
Source: RefSeq, a predicted model, not a curated record
UUCCACCAAGCCGGAGUCUUCCUCAUUUCUUCAUUCUCCGGAGCAAGAUUGGUAAACCAAAAUGAAGAGAUGGCGCUUGGCAGUCACUGCUAUCUACUGUUCAAGGGCCUUCUCGCAUUUGUACAAACACGUUACGGCCACCAACAAGAAAAAGGUUUCCCCUGCUUCAUCUUACGGCCGCCUGGAUAUCAUCAAUGUUGUUGAAGAAUCGGUCCCCUGUUUUUCCAACAUUAGCCACUCAACCCUUGCCAGUCUUGUGAAGCAAAAAGGCCUUGACGAUCUUGUCGACUUCGGCGGGGUCAAGGGUAUAGCUUCUGCUCUUAAAACCGAUAUUAAGUAUGGAAUUCGAGGUGAUCCCGAAGAUCUUUCUCGGCGCCACGAGGCCUUUGGCACCAACAAGUACCACAGGCCACCCGAGAAGAGCUUCUUCCAAUUUGUGUGGCAGGCUUUGACAGAUUUCACUAUUGUAAUUUUGUUAGCAUGUGCAGCUCUUUCUCUUGGAUUUGGCAUGAAGGAAGAUGGUCCGAGAGAAGGAUGGUAUGACGGCGGAAGCAUAUUCGUGGCCGUGUUCCUUGUCGUUGCGGUCUCAGCCGUAAGUGACUUCAGGCAAAGCAGGCAGUUUGUGAAGUUAUCCAAGGUCAGCAGCGAUAUCCUGAUUGAUGUCAUGAGAAAUGGAAGGCCACAACAGGUUUCAAUCUUCGAGAUCGUUGUGGGAGAUGUAGUUUGCUUGAAGACUGGAGACCAGGUUCCAGCUGAUGGAUUGUUCAUAGAUGGUCACUCGCUGCAAAUCGAUGAAUCCAGUAUGACAGGAGAAAGUGAUCACAUUGAAGUUAAUUUAGCCCAAAAUCCUUUCUUGUUCUCCGGAACCAAAGUGGUUGAUGGCUUUGGCCGAAUGCUAGUCACCUCUGUUGGGAUAAAUACGAUCUGGGGCGAGAUGAUGAGCACAAUCAGCCACGAUUCCCAUGAGCAGACGCCCCUACAAGCACGGUUAAAUCAGCUUGCUUCAUCAAUAGGUAAAGUUGGUUUGGCAGUUGCUUUCCUAGUUCUCGUUGUGUUGUUGGCGCGCUACUUUACAGGAAAUACAGAAGAUGAGAAUGGAAACAAAGAAUUCAACGGCAGCAGGACGAAAGCAGAUGAUGUGGUCAAUUCUGUGCUGGGAAUCAUUGCCGAUGCAGUGACCAUCGUCGUUGUCGCAAUUCCUGAGGGCUUACCGUUAGCUGUGACGCUUACUCUGGCUUAUUCCAUGAAGAGGAUGAUGGCUGAUCAGGCUAUGGUUCGGAAGCUCUCUGCAUGUGAGACAAUGGGCUCUGCCACCAUCAUAUGUACAGACAAAACCGGCACACUCACGCUCAACCAGAUGAAGGUGACAAAGUUCUGGAUUGGCCAAGAAUUUGUUGAUGAUAGAGGCUCCAGUCCAAUUGCAGCCGAGGUUCUUGAAUUGCUCCACCAAGGUGUCGGUUUGAACACGACUGGUUCUGUUUACAAGUCUCCUUCGGGAUCUGAACUCGAGUUCUUUGGCAGCCCUACGGAAAAGGCAAUACUUUCUUGGGCUGUUAUAGAGCUAAACAUGGACAUGGAGGAGCUGAAACAGAGUUUUUCUAUUCUCUAUGUUUCAGCCUUCAAUUCAACAAAGAAAAGAAGCGGUGUCCUGAUAAGGAGGAAAUCUGAUAAUAGAGUAAGCUUGCACUGGAAAGGCGCGGCAGAGAUGAUACUCGCCGUGUGCUCGUAUUACUGUGAUGCCUGUGGAAAUAUCAAAGCUCUUGACGACAUUGAGAGGAAGAAGAUUGAACAAAUCAUCCAAGGUAUGGCUGCUAGUAGCCUGCGAUGCAUUGCUUUUGCAUACAAACAGAUCUCUGAAGAUAAGAAUGAACAUGAAAAUAUGCUGCAAAAGAUGGAAGAGAACUGCUUAACCCUUUUGGGGAUUGUAGGUAUAAAAGACCCCUGUCGACCCGGUGUGAAGAAAGCAGUGGAAGACUGCCAAUAUGCUGGAGUGAUUGUCAAAAUGAUUACCGGUGACAAUGUCUUCACUGCUAGAGCCAUAGCCACAGAGUGUGGGAUACUCGGGCCUGAUCAGGACACGGACAGUGGCGCCGUGGUAGAAGGACAAGAAUUUCGCAAUUACACGCCAGAGGAACGAAUGGUGAAAAUCGACAGAAUCUGUGUCAUGGCAAGAUCAUCCCCCUUCGACAAACUUCUAAUGGUGCAAUGCUUGAAACAGAGAGGCCAUGUCGUGGCAGUGACCGGCGAUGGCACAAACGAUGCACUGGCUUUGAAAGAGGCUGACAUAGGCCUUUCGAUGGGGAUCCAGGGCACUGAGGUGGCCAAAGAGAGCUCGGACAUUGUCAUUUUGGACGACAAUUUUGGUUCUGUUGCCACGGUGCUGAAAUGGGGCAGGUGUGUUUACGACAACAUUCAGAAAUUCAUCCAGUUCCAGCUCACAGUGAAUGUGGCUGCGCUUGUCAUCAACUUCGUGGCCGCAGUUUCAGCCGGAGAAGUCCCUCUAACAGCAGUCCAGCUCUUGUGGGUGAACCUGAUCAUGGACACCUUGGGAGCUCUGGCUCUUGCUACCGAAAAGCCGACCAGAGAGCUCAUGGAGAAGCCGCCAGUUGGCCGUUCUUCCCCGCUCAUCACCAACAUCAUGUGGAGAAACCUGCUUGCUCAAGCAUUCUACCAGAUAGCCAUUCUACUCACCCUACAGUUCAAGGGAGAAUCCAUCUUUGGGCUGAGCAGGAAUGUUAAUGACACUAUGAUCUUCAACACUUUUGUGCUAUGCCAAGUCUUCAAUGAAUUCAAUGCCAGGAAGCUGGAGAAGAAGAAUGUAUUCGAGGGUGUACACAGGAACAAACUAUUUAUGGGGAUCAUUGGGAUAACAGUUGUUCUUCAAGUGUUGAUGGUUGAGUUUUUGAAGAAGUUUGCUGAUACAGAGAGGUUGAGUUGGUGGCAGUGGGGAGUCUGCGUUGGAUUUGCAGCCAUGUCUUGGCCUAUUGGCUUGCUUUCCAAGUGCAUACCCGUUCCAGACAGACCCUUUUUCAGCUACCUCAAAGCGACAGCAAGAAAUUUCAAAUCAAUGUGUUUUGUAACAUUAAAUAAUUUAGUAGUUUGAACAGUUACAAAAAGAGAGUGGAAAUAAAUUAGUAUUAGAUGUUCCAGUGUGGAAAAUAAGGGGUAAAAUUAAUAUAUAUUUAUUGAACUUUAAAAUUAUAAUUAUUGAUUCACGAAUUUUAAAUUAUAAAUAUUUACUCAUUAUAUUUUUUUAAACCUCAACCAUCUAUCAUUUAUUACAAUUCUGUCCAAUGUUAUGAAUGAAAAAUACUAAUGAAAUCCAACGUAGCUAACAAAAUUCAAAAUAGUCUAAUCAAAUAUUUAUUUUUAGCCAAGUCAGGUCCCGUCAGCUCUAAG